AAAUGCGUAAACAUUUCAAAAUUAAUCUGUUUGGUCUCGGAAAUCUAAAGCUCCCACACAAAUUGGGACAGAGCAAGUAAUUACUAUUUUGCUUUCUCCAAAAAAAGGGGAUUUUCCAUUGUUGGCUCAAUCGGAUCCGUCCUUCUCAUCUCUGAACCAAAGUACCACCAGGUUUCAGCUCAAUAGCCAUUAGUUAUGGACCACUUUGGAGGAGGAAGUUGGACAAUGAUCCCCAACAUCCAAACUCACAGUAAUCCUUCCACACCCUCCAAUCAAGACAAUUUAUUUCUUCAGCAACAACAAUUUCAACAACAACAGUUCAAUCAACCGCAGCUCUAUCAGCAGCAGCAGCAGCAACAACAACAACAACAACAACAGCAGCAACGGUAUCAACAGCAGAUGCAACAGCAACAAAUGCAGCAGCAGAUGCAGCAGCACCAGAUGCAACAACAACAGCAACAACAACAACAACAACAGCACCACCAAUCACUUGCCUCUCACUUCCAUCUUCUACAAUUGGUGGAGAAUUUAGCUGAUACAAUUGAAAAUGGAAAUCGAGAUCAGCACUCAGAUGCAUUGGUAACUGAAUUGAAAAAUCAGUUUGAGAAGUGCCAGCAGCUGUUGACAUCAAUAUCAGGGUCUAUUAGCUCAAGAUCUAUGACAGUUGAGGGACAAAAGCGCAAAAAGGCAGAGUGCGAACAAAUGCUAAAUCAGCGAAGGGAUCUUAUUUCUAGGUACAAAGGCUCGGUUGAGGAGCUUAUUAACUCUGAACUGUAGCUGCUACUCGCAUUUUGACGAAGGAAAAUACACACUAGCAACUUGUCCGAGCAUUAGCAUCUUUCGGUGGGAAUUCAUCGUCAUCAGGAAUUUGCAGUUGGUACUAACCAUGAUGAAUCCUUAAGACUCCAUCAUCAGAUAUGUCUUUGUCAAGUUAUAUUUGCAACAAUUUUCAAGGAAAAUGAUAACCUAGAUACAAGUAUGGGGAAGGAGAAUUGCAAGAAAAAUCUUAUAUAUAACACACUCGCAUUUGGACAAUUAAAAACCAUAUGGUAUGUUGAAUUUACUUAACCUUAGAAGAAUAAACCUUAAAUCUUCUAAAUUUGAGUUUUUCCUACAAAACCUAUUUAGAGUUUUGAAGGAUGCAAAAUAUCUCAUCUUCCAACAUUUAUUUCUAUGCUAGACGGCUGCUCUUUUAGUUCAAAAUUAUUGAAGCCCCACGUUCUUCAAUUUUCUACA
Solanum dulcamara is the source of this 1236-nucleotide messenger RNA. Its product is annotated as mediator of RNA polymerase II transcription subunit 9. Gene Ontology annotation, cellular component: mediator complex. Bases 196 to 777 code for a protein of 193 amino acids. The transcript has 7 exons. NCBI's taxonomy places the organism in Eukaryota, Viridiplantae, Streptophyta, Magnoliopsida, Solanales, Solanaceae. The record is from RefSeq and is a predicted model, not a curated record.